UCUUUGGACGAUUUUGUUAUUUUAAGCAUUGUAUACACCAAAAAUGAGAUACUUUCAGGGUAUUCCAUUAGUGUUGGCGCUAGCUACAACAGCGUUGGCGGCAUGCACGAGUGGAGUUGAUGAAGAUACUUACGAAGCAGGCUUUGAUCAAGCACAGUUGCAGUAUGAUGCGGCAUGGUCUUUUGUGAACUAUAUGUGUUCAUCACGACAGGACAUUUACGAUCAGGUUUCAAAAGCGGGUCCUGGAAAAUCGGCACCUCAGUGUCAAGUAGAAGGCUUCGCCGCAGGGCUUGAUGCAUCUGUGGCGGCCGCAGAAAAAGAUUGUCCCGUGCUACCCGACGGUUGUUCAAGCGAAUCCACUUACAAAGCAGGCGCAAACCAAGCAGAGGUGCAAUUUAGCGCAUCCUUCAAAUACGCUGGAUGUGAAAAUGUAGACAAUGUAAUGCAAAUCACGUCAGAAAGCGGGCCUGUUGAACCUCCAUGUCUUCAGAUGGGAUUUCAGGAUCAAUUAUGGCUGAGUUAUACUGAGGCCGGCGAAGAGUGCGGCGGUACCACGUGCGAAAGUCGGGCCGAGAAACUAGCGGAAGACCAUUGGGGUGAAACUGUUGAUAUGAUCGGGUCGGAGUGUUCUAGUGCUGACCAGGUUCUAACACAGUGCCUGGGGGCAGCCCCAGCCACACCACAGUGCACCUAUGAUGCGUAUGUGGCCAAAGUACAAUCUCUGUACGAGGAUAAAUUUGACGACUGCAUAGAGGAAUGUCAGGGCAACGGUCAGAAAUACGGCGAGCGUCUAGGCGCUCAGUUCUGUUCCGUGACCGUUCUAUUUUCUUUUGCUGGAGGCGAAUCAUUCAUAGUGACUAUUUGUAAUCAAGAAGAGCAAAAGGCGUGCGAGGCUGAGUUAGAGUCCUACGUCUUGGAUAUUUGCAAGGAUGAUUACGAGAACGGCAAAAAUGACGAAUAUUACGAGGAAUUAAAGGCCGGAUGCAGUAUCACCAUAGGUCCGGAUCAGCCAACGAGUACAUCCACACCAACACCUAAGCCAGAUCCUGAUUGUGCGGAGAAAGGGAAGGCUCUCGGUGAAGAUGCAUGGACACAGGCCCGCAAACAGGUUGGUGACACGUGCCAUGACAUCGAUAUGGCUUUCGCUGAAGUGAAUAAAAAUGCACCUACUACACCAGCGUGUGUUUAUGAGGCGUACUUGGACGCUGUAAGCGAUAUGUAUGUGAAAGCUCAGGAGAGUUGUGUCAACGAAUGUGCAGGAUACGGCGAAACCAGAGGUCAGAACGCGGCUGACCAGUUUUGCGGUGUUGUGGCUCUCUUCUUCCUUGAUGAUCAAAGCGAUGAGGGUAUCACCAUCUACGUGUGUAAUGAGAUAGAAAAGAAGGCGUGCUAUGACGCAUUCGAUACAAAGAUCGAGGAGACUGAUGGCUGUAGUGAAAGAGUGGAUAAUGCAGACGAGAGUACUGAAGAUUUCUAUAAUGAGGUUCAGGAAGUUUGCGAAAUUACCAUUGGGCCUGACCAGUAGAUCUAUAUGAGUUUGUAAGAUAUGCGCAAGCACGUUUUAGAUGAUAAAGUAUAGCGCAAAAUAGGAUUAGGCCUAAUGGAACUAUCAGAGAUUUUUCAACCUACAACCACACAACACGCAUGAGAGAAUGAAAACAAUCGGCUGACUGAUAGUACUGAAUCAUCCACGCCAGCGUCAAUAGUAGAACUUUAGUGUAAAAUAAUCGAGAGUGCAAUGAAUAAAUAUAUAAAUUUUAUUUCGUGUAGG
This is a messenger RNA of Sphaeroforma arctica JP610, 1771 nucleotides long. RefSeq lists its product as hypothetical. Lineage: Eukaryota; Ichthyosporea; Ichthyophonida. The record is from RefSeq and is a predicted model, not a curated record. The transcript has a single exon. The coding region runs from base 44 to 1525 and encodes 493 amino acids.